Molecule: messenger RNA, 3642 nt
Organism: Archocentrus centrarchus (flier cichlid)
Lineage: Eukaryota; Metazoa; Chordata; Actinopteri; Cichliformes; Cichlidae
Product: NLR family CARD domain-containing protein 3-like
Exons: 12
Coding region: 142-3558 (1138 amino acids)
Molecular function (GO): protein binding
Source: RefSeq, a predicted model, not a curated record
UGAAGAUUUCCAGGAAGCAGCUCAUCCGUGUGUUAGUGUUUGGUGUCCAGGUGUGGAGCGGAGCUGCUUCUUCUUCUUCUGCUCUGUUUGCAGAAACUGUGAAGGUAGAAAGUGUGUGUGAGCUGAUGUGAAUUCAGCAGCAUGGAUCAGUGUGAGGACAGAGAGGAGGGAGUCCCUCCCUCUAAAACCACUCUGUGUGGGGAACAUGAGAGCCAGACCAAAGCUCAGAGGAACCAACCUGAACCUGAACCCAGCUGUGUGUCCUUAAAGAGUGACCGGUCUGCAGAGCGCUUCAUUGAAUUUAAAUGCCAGCAGGCGUCUGCUGCAGAGAGAGUGGACCAGAAGAGCUCAGAGGAUCUGAGUGGUCAGCCUGCCCAGCAGCGUCAAACACACCUGGACUCCAUAUUUAUGCUGCUGGAGGACAACAUCAUCACUUUUGUGAAGAACGAGCUGAAGAAGAUCCAGAAGCUUCUGAGUCCAGAUUACCCAGAAUGCUUAGAGAUUCAGAGGUGGGAUGAGGAGGUGUUGGAGGGUGAGGAUGAAGAGCAAAGGAGGAGCAACAGAGAGGCAUUUGUGAAGAUCACACUCAACUUCCUUCGGAGAAUGAAGCAGGAGGAGCUGGCUGAGCAUCUGCAGAGCAGCUCUCUCAUUGGAGCUUUUCAACAUCAUCUUAAAUCUGUCUUGAAGAAGAAGUUCCAGUGUGUGUUUGAGGGCAUCGCUAAAGCAGGAAACCCAACCCUUCUGAGUCAGAUCUACACAGAGCUCUACAUCACAGAGGGAGGGGCUGCAGAGGUCAAUGAUGAACAUGAGGUCAGACAGAUUGAAACAGCAUCCAGGAAACCAGACAGACCAGAAACAACAAUCAGACAAGAAGACAUCUUUAAAGGCUCACCUGGAAGAGAUGAACCAAUCAGAACAGUGCUGACAAAGGGAGUGGCUGGCAUUGGGAAAACAGUCUUAACACAGAAGUUCACUCUGGACUGGGCUGAAGACAAAGCCAACCAGGACAUCCAGUUCAUGUUUCCAUUCACUUUUAGAGAGCUGAAUGUGCUGAAAGAGGAAAAGUUCAGCUUGGUGGAACUUGUUCAUCACUUCUUCACUGAAACCAAAGAAGCAGGAAUCUGCAGCUUUGAAGACUUCCAGGUUGUGUUCAUCUUUGAUGGUCUGGAUGAGUGUCGACUUCCUCUGGACUUCCACAAAACUACAAUCCUAACUGACCCUAGAAAGUCCACCUCUGUGGAUGUGUUGCUGACAAACCUCAUCAGGGGGAAACUCUUUCCCUCUGCUCGCCUCUGGAUAACCACACGACCUGCAGCAGCCAGUCAGAUCCCUCCUGAGUUUGUUGACAUGGUGACAGAGGUCAGAGGGUUCACUGACCCUCAGAAGGAGGAGUACUUCAGGAAGAGAUUCAGAGAUGAGGAGCAAGCCAGCAGCAUCAUCUCCCACAUCAAGACAUCAAGAAGCCUCCACAUCAUGUGCCACAUCCCAGUCUUCUGCUGGAUCACUGCUACAAUUCUGGAGGAUGUGCUGAAAACUGGAAAGGGAGGAGAGCUGCCCAAGACCCUGACUGAGAUGUACAUCCACUUCCUGGUGGUUCAGGCCAAAGUGAAGAAGGUCAAGUAUGAUGGAGGAGUUGAAACUGAUCCACACUGGAAUAAAAAGAGCAGGAAAAUGAUUAAAUCUCUGGGAAAACUGGCUUUUGAUCAGCUGCAGAAAGGAAACCUGAUCUUCUAUGAAUCAGACCUGACAGAGUGUGGCAUCGAUAUCAGAGCAGCCUCAGUGUACUCAGGAGUGUUCACACAGAUCUUUAAAGAGGAGAGAGGGCUGUACCAGGACAUGGUGUUCUGCUUCAUCCAUCUGAGUGUUCAGGAGUUUCUGGCUGCUCUUCAUGUCCAUCUGACCUUCAUCAACUCUGGAGUCAAUCUGCUGGAAGAACAACAAACAACCUCCAAGAAGUCUAAAAGAAGAAAAUCUGCAGAGAUAUUCUUCUACCAGAGUGCUGUGAACAAGGCCUUACAGAGUCCAAAUGGGCACCUGGACUUGUUCCUCCGCUUCCUCCUGGGUCUUUCACUGCAGACCAAUCAGACUCUCCUACGAGGCCUGCUGACACAGACAGGAAGUAAGCAGUGGAUCAGUUGUACCACAAUUCUUUACAUCCACAGGAAGAUCAGUGAGAAUCUGUCUGCAGAGAAAAGCAUCAAUCUGUUCCACUGUCUGAAGGAACUGAAUGAUCGUUCUCUAGAGGAGGAGAUCCAACAGUCCCUGAGUUUAGGACUUCUCUCCACAAGAAAAUUGUCUUCUACUCAGUGGUCAGCUCUGGUCUUCAUCUUACUGUCAUCAGAAGAAGAUCUGGAUGUGUUUGACCUGCAGAAAUACUCUGCUUCAGAGGAGGCUCUGCUGAGGCUGCUGCCAGUGGUCAAAGCCUCCAACAAAGCUCUGUUGAACUGCUGUAACUUGUCAGAGAGAGGCUUUGAAGCUCUGUCCUCAGUUCUCAGCUCCCAGUCAUCUUGUCUGAGACAGCUGGACCUGACUAAUAGCAACCUGCAGGAUUCAGAAGUGAAGAUUCUGUCUGCUGGACUCAAGAGUCCAAACUGUAAACUGAAUACUCUGAGACUGAGUCUCUGUAAUUUGUCAGAGAGAAGCUAUGAAGCUCUGUCAUCAGUUCUCAGCUCCCAGUCCUCUAGUCUGAGAGAGCUGGACCUGAGUAACAACAAUCUGCAGGAUUCAGAAGUGAAGCUUCUGUCUGUUGGAAUAAAGAGUCUGCACUGUACACUGGAAACUCUCAGGCUGUCAGGUUGUCUGAUCACAGAGGAAAGCUGUACUUCUCUGGCCUCAGCUCUAAGCUCCAACCCCUCUCAUUUGAGAGAACUGGACCUGAGCUACAAUCAUCCAGGAGACUCCGGAAUUAAGCUGCUUUCUGCCGGGCUGAAGGAUCCAUGCUGGAGAUUGGACACUCUCAGGGUGGAGCCUGCUGGAGUGCGAUGGUUGAGCCCAGGUCUGAGGAAGUAUUCCUGUCAACUCACAAUCGACACAAACACAGUACACAGGAACCUACAACUGUCUGACAACAGGAAGGUGACAUAUGUGAAGGAGGUUCAGUCAUAUCCUGAUCAUCCAGACAGAUUUGAUGGAUAUUUUCAGCUGCUGUGUAGAGAUGGUCUGACUGGUCGCUGUUACUGGGAGGUCGAGUGGAGAGGAGAUGUUUAUAUAUCAGUGAGUUACAGAAGAAUCAGAAGGAAAGGAGACAGUGAAGACUGCUGGUUUGGACACAAUGAUCAGUCCUGGAGUCUGUGCUGCACUGAUGAUGGUCCUCGUUCCGUCUGUCACAAUAAGAGAAACACAUUCAUCUCCUCCUCAUCCCCCUCUUCCUCCUCUUCCUCCGUCUCUAACAGAGUAGCAGUGUAUGUGGACUGUCCUGCUGACACUCUGUCCUUCUACAGAGUCUCCUCUGACACUUUGAUCCACCUCCACACGGUCAACACCACAUUCACUGAACCUCUUUAUCCUGGGUUUGGAGUUGGUUGUGCUCCUCCUGAUUCCUCAGUGUCUCUGUGCUGAGCUGAGCGUCCUACUGUUAGAGAAACACUCUGACUGUUGAACAGAUAGUUCAGUCUGUACAUGUCUGUUUCUUUCACUCGCAAA